Messenger RNA from Sorex araneus (European shrew), 7330 nucleotides. It is a transcript of the gene NETO1, whose product is annotated as neuropilin and tolloid like 1. NCBI's taxonomy places the organism in Eukaryota, Metazoa, Chordata, Mammalia, Eulipotyphla, Soricidae. The transcript is spliced from 11 exons. The record is from RefSeq and is a predicted model, not a curated record. The coding region runs from base 608 to 2209 and encodes 533 amino acids. Gene Ontology annotation, molecular function: protein binding.
GCCCGCGCGCCGCGUCCUCCCGCCAGCUGCGGCCGCCGCGGUGAUGCCAGGGAGGAGGGAGCCGCCUCGGGCCGCGCUGCCGGGGGCGCCGGGCGCCGGGGUGUGAGCCAGCCGCGGGCGGGCGUCACCCGGAGGAUGCUGCCCGCCGCGCCGCGCUGAGCCAGCCCCGGAGCGAGCGGGAGACGCGAGCGCCAGCCGGGCCCAGGACGCGCGGUCGGACCUUGCAGCUGGGUGGGCUCCGAUUCGUGCCCCCUCCCUCCGCCCCUCCUCUCGCCUCUCGCCUUCCUCUCGCCCUCCCUGUCUCUCUCCCUCCCUCCCUCUCUCUCUUCUCUCUGCUUCCUUCUCUCUCUCUCUCUCCCCCAUCCUCCCUCCCCCGUCUCUCUCUCUCUCUCUCUCUCUCUCUCUCUCUCUCUCUCUCUCUCUCUCUCUCUCUCUCUCUCUCUCUCUCUCUCUCGCUGUCCCCCUCUCCCCCCACCCCCCUUUCAUUCCGUCGUUCUGGGUUUGCAUAUUUAAAACCUCUCCCCUGGGCGCUCUCCCCGCCCCUGGCAGUGUCGGCGCCUCUAAAUGGCAUUAGUGGAGCCCGGAGCCCGCGGUGUAGCGCACAGACAUGGUCCAUGGACGCAGCCUGUUUCACAUUGUAGCAAGUUUAAUCAUCCUCCAUUUAUCUGGGGCAACCAAGAAGGGAACAGAAAAGCAAACCACCUGGGAAACACAGAAGUCAGUGCAGUGUGGAACUUGGACAAAACAUGCCGAGGGAGGGAUAUUUACCUCUCCCAACUAUCCCAGCAAGUACCCCCCAGAUCGAGAGUGCAUUUACAUCAUAGAAGCUGCUCCAAGACAGUGCAUUGAACUUUACUUUGAUGAGAAGUACUCGAUCGAACCUUCUUGGGAAUGUAAAUUUGACCACAUUGAAGUUCGAGAUGGACCUUUUGGGUUUUCUCCAAUAAUCGGACGUUUCUGUGGACAGCAAAACCCACCAGUAAUAAAGUCCAGUGGAAGAUUUCUAUGGAUUAAAUUUUUUGCUGACGGAGAGCUAGAGUCCAUAGGAUUUUCAGCCCGGUACAAUUUCACACCUGAUCCUGACUUCAAGGACCUUGGAGUUUUAAAACCAUUACCAGCCUGUGAGUUCGAGACAGGCGGCCCGGAAGGGAUUGUGGAAUCCGUUCAAAUCAUGAAGGAAGGCAAAGCGUCUGCCAGCGAGGCCGUGGACUGCAAGUGGUACAUCAGGGCACCUCCGAAGUCCAAGAUUUACUUACGGUUCUUGGACUAUGAGAUGCAGAAUUCCAAUGAGUGCAAGAGGAACUUCGUGGCCGUGUAUGACGGGAGCAGUUCCGUGGAGGACCUGAAAGCCAAGUUCUGCAGCACCGUGGCAAAUGACGUCAUGCUCCGCACGGGACUGGGGGUCAUCCGCAUGUGGGCGGACGAGGGCAGCAGGAACAGCCGCUUCCAGAUGCUCUUCACAUCCUUCCAAGAACCUCCCUGUGAAGGCAAUACUUUCUUCUGCCACAGCAACAUGUGUAUUAACAAUACAUUGGUUUGCAACGGACUCCAGAACUGUGUGUAUCCUUGGGAUGAAAAUCACUGUAAAGAGAAGAGGAAAAGCAGCCUGCUGGACCAGCUCACCAACACCAGUGGGACUGUCAUUGGCGUGACUUCCUGCAUUGUCAUCAUCCUCAUUAUCAUUUCUGUCAUUGUGCAGAUCAAACAGCCUCGUAAAAAAUAUGUCCAAAGGAAAUCAGACUUUGAUCAGACAGUUUUCCAGGAGGUGUUGGAGCCCCCGCACUAUGAGCUAUGCACUCUCCGGGGCACAGGCACCGCCGCGGACUUCGUAGAGGUGGCGGAUGACUUAGACAGCUACCACAAACUGCGGAGGUCUUCUUCCAAAUGCAUUCACGACCAUCACUGUGGAUCCCAACUGUCCAGCACGAAAGGCAGCCGCAGCAACCUCAGCACAAGGGAUGCUUCUGUCUUAACCGAGUUGCCCCCACAGCCCAUCAAGCCUCUCCUCCCGCCCAUGAACAGGAGGAACAUCCUCGUCAUGAAACACAACUACUCCCAAGAUGCUGCAGACGCCUGUGACAUCGACGAGAUCGAAGAGGUGCCCACCACCAGUCACAGGCUGUCCCGACACGACAAAUCCGUCCAGCGGUUCUGCCUCAUUGGGUCUCUAAGCAAACAUGAAUCUGAAUACAACACAACUAGGGUCUAGAAAGAAAAUACAAGCAAGCACAUCCCGGUGGAGAACAGUGAUGAAAGACUUGCACCUUCUCAGUCACUGUGAUUUCCAGAAACCACCUACUCUGCUUUCGCCAGAGAGCCUUCUCUCCAAAGACUGCUCCUCUGUCCUCUGAACUCGGCGUUGCUCAGGGACCCCCAGAGCCUGAACCAUCACGCACGCAGACAUAGCAACCCUGGAAGGAAAUGACGUUUCGCAGCUCCAGAUGAUUGCCUGGGAUGAAUUCCCCUGCAAGGCUGCUGAUGGAGAAGCACGCAGGCGCACGGCGCAGUGCUUGAAGGAGACAGUUUCAUAGUGAGAAAAAGGUGGUAAAAGCCAAUGAGAAUCAUGCUUUUCACAGGUUCAGUUUGGGUGUAAGUGGUGGCAUCAUUCCAUUCCUCGUUGUGCUCUUAUAGAUAAUGCCUAAGUCCUCUGAACGUCACUGUUUCUCUGUCAAACUUUGAGGCUCUACCUUCUGACAACUGGAAAUCAACAAGUCCUCUCUGGGGGUAUAGAGUCUACCCGGUUUCUUACCCGUCUAUACUCCAGAGGGAGGAAGUAUCUCCUCUAUGCAAUACUUUUGUAUUUUCCAAGCAGCAUUUCAAACCCUCUGUGAUCUCAGUGGGUUUGGGGAGUCCCUUAUCUGCUGAUAUCCGUUUCUAAGAAUUGUUUACAGCAUCAAAUAGAUGGAACUUGGCUGGUGAACAAAGGGUUCAUGGAUGGCCUAUUAGUAAGUCCCGAUUUACCACAAUGGGGAUAAUGAAAUUGGAGGUGGGACCAGCGCUGUAAUUGAUGCGUAGUUAUGAAUGACUAUUUUAGAAUAAAAAUCUUUGAAGACAAGCAUGAGGACUGAUUAUUUUGGGUAUCCUUCAAAAUAACUAUUCCAGAAAGAGUCUAUAUGGAUUUAAUAAGGUGACAAUUAAGUAUAAAAGUACACUUAAUAAUUAAUUGCUAUGUAUAUAUACAUAUAUAUAAAAUCACAGAAAUAGGGUUCCAAAAUGUUACUUGGCAUAUAUUUGUUAGUGAUACUACUUCAAAUAUUUGCUUGCACGUUUUCUAAACUAACUUAUUUUAUUUUCCUGCUUCUGCUCAUUUAAUUGGCAAUAUAGAUUUCCAUAUUUUUUGGCCAAUGAUGUAAUGGAAAGGAAAAUUUUUGAGUAAAACUAUUAAUUAAAAUCUAAUUCAGUGGAGCCAAAUAAUCUAUUUAAAAACAAUGUUUAUCAUUAAAUUGCAGAACAAUAUGAUAGAGAUGAUGUCCGCAGAUUUCAAUAAAUCUACAUGCUAUUCUCUGUGUAUACCCACUUAAUCAUAAACAAUAUCAUUAUUUUAUUCAUAUAAGGUGUCAUAAGUGAGGGAAUGGAUAAUAUUUCUAGAUAAUUUUUUCAAAAUUUAGAUUUUAAGUUAUGUGAAGUUAUUACAUGUUCAAAAGUUUGUAGUAUUCUUUACUCAUAGCGUUAGAAUAUUUUUUUGAAAUAUUCUGUUUUCAAUCGGCUCAAAGUGAAUUUUGUUGAAAUCCAUAGUGGGCACAUUUAUUUUGUCAUUUUCAUGGACUUAAUUUUGGAUGAUUGCACAAAAGUGAAAGAAAACAGUCAGGGAAAGUAAUUGAAGUGGAAAUCUAUUCUCUCUAUACUGAGGUCAGGGAGUCUGCUCGCUGAGCUGAGGCACCAGGGGGCCCGGGUUCAGUGUCCAGCAUCACGUGGUCAACUAAGCACUACCAGAAGUCCCUGAGCACUGAUCUGAGAGUACACCUUAAACACUGCCAAGUGUGUCCCCCCAAACAUAAGUUACCACGAAUUGAUAUGUUUCUGACUAUGUUCAAUAACAUUCUGUAUGGGUAAUGUUUAACGGUUGUGAGCACUGGAGCAAUGAGUCUAGCCAUACUGUUUCUUUUAGAGUCGUUUUGAACACAACAAUUAACAGGCACAGGUGUUUUGUGUUUCUUUUUUGCAGUGCCUAUUCUGUACUUGGUACUUAUAAGUGUAUGGGGUAAACAUAUAUAUAAAAAUGACAUCCUACCCAACCUGAAAGCACCCAUUUUCUCUCUGCAGAAAACAAAGUACUCAUAUAGUAACAGUUGAAUGUACUAGUUGAUUUAAAUACAAAUAGGUUUAGUUUCAACGUGGUGAAUACAUUUUGUAGCAUAAUUUUUCAGUCUAAACAGACAACUCAGGACAGCUACGUUGAUAGAUAAGAAGUGUGAAGUUCUUUCUGUUUAUUUGGGGUCACUUCCACCUGGACUCAGGACUUCUUCCAGGCUCAGGGAACCAUGUGUGGUGCUGAGGGUCAAACUGGGUUUGGCUGGAUGUAAGGGGGACUUAGCCCCUGUACUAUUGCUUCAGACUUUCUCAUGGAGUUAUUUUGAAGGAAGCGCUGGAAUACGGGUUUCCAACUGAAAUUUGAUUCUGCACUUCAGAUGCCCUGGUUUUAAGGAGAAUUACACAUCUGUGUGGCACAGAUGAGUCCUGGUCACUAUUUCUCUGUGACUCCGCUGAGGAGGGUAUUUAUCCCUUGUUUAAAACUUCUCUUGAUGCUAGUAUUAUCCAGUUAAAAUAUUGCAAAGUACUGCAAAAUCACAAUCAAUAGACAAAGGAUGACUUUUGUCUUGUAACAGGGACUUCAUGUUUAAAGACUGCAGAAAGUCUUCCUCAUGGCCUAAAUGGAACAGCAUUUUACUUGACUAGUAUGAAACGCUUUCCAAUUAAUGAUAAAAGUGAAAUUUUACAAAAAUGUUUUUAUCCAGUGCAAACGAAUUCCAUGCGCUUGAAAUGUGGUUUUACAUUUUAAGUUCUGUUUAAGUUAUUCUCCUGGUAGUCAUGUGUUUACACCUGUGUCCUUUUCCCAAAUGUCUUGGAUAGCAGGUACAUUGGGAAGGAGAUAUGAGCUUCGGAAUUCAAACCUCUUUAUUCCUCCUCUUGCCUAUUAAGUAUUAAUGAUCUUAUGAAUAUCAAAUGACAGCCGAAAUUGAAGUUUUCUAAAAUGUAGUAUUUUAAACCAUCUUGCUUAUAUAUUCCAAUAUACUUAAUUCUGCUACCACUGUUGUAUUUUAUGCUUCCUUGAAAUAAAAGAAAUAAUUAUUACUGUAACAAUAAAGGGACAAAUAUGAGAUUAAAAAUUGUUGAAGGUGGAAAGCCUAUUUGUUUUCUUACUGAAUCUAGAAAAAUUGGCAUCAGUGUAUGCGCUUAUAAGUUAAAAAUAUUGUCUCUGAGCUUGUAACUUUGAACUCAGACUGUAUUCUUCAGACAGAAUUUUCCACCGACUGAUCAGUAGGAAUGAUGUCUCUUAUUCACUGCCUCUUGUUGCAUGCUUAGACCUCUGAACAACAUUCAAGGUAAGAGUACAGCUGUGUAUUAAUGCAAGCGUUCAAAUAUUCCAAGGUAAUACACUUCUGCUUGUGAUCAUUUUUGGUUAAAAUGUUCAAGUUGUCAUGAACAAGCUACUUUGAUAUGUGUAAAAUUACAUUACAUCUCUAGUUAUCUGGUUGUAAGAAAAUUAAAUUAAGCCAUGUCAAACUUUAGAUCCAUGAUGAAAAUAAAUGUCUAAUAUUGGCACCUGUUAGAUGGUAUUUAAAAUGAAACUGAAGUGUUGUUGGCAUUAAAGAUGUAAGGUGAUAUGUGAUUUGAAUUUGGUUGGGGGGUUUGGGUCAUACUGGUGUUUUUCAGAACUAACUUCUAGAUUUACACUCACAGAUCAUUUUUGGUGGGGUUUAAUGCACCUUUUGCCAUAGAUCAAACCCUGGUCAGCUGCAUUUAAGGCAAGUGCCUUGCCCACUGUACUUGUAUCUCGCCAUCCCUGCUCAAUUUUAAACUAAUGCUCCUUAUAACAUGCAUAAGUGUUUUGAAUACAUAUAAAUAUGUACUUAGAAUGAAAAGUCUAAGAUGUGAUCUCUUCAAUUGGAUCUUACUAGAAAGCACAGAAACAUUCCUAUGCAAAUAAUUGCAACCUGUUUGGUAUGACACUGGCAGUACUCACCGCUUCCCCUGGCUCUGUGCUUAGGGGUCACUCCUGGCAGUAUGAGGGGGACCAUCUGGUGCUAGGAAUUUUAGCCAGGGUUGACUGCAUACAACAAAAGCACCUUAUUUAGGGCCACUCUCUCUCACUGACCUUAAUUCAAAUACCUUUGGAGGGGAUGGGCCAAACUCAGUGGAUCAAUCUUGCAUCAGCUGCUUGCAAGCCCAGUGCCUUAUCACCUCUACUACCUCUCUGUCUCAAAAUGGACCUUUUCCUAUAUUUUCCAAUUUAAUUUUUAAAUUAAGUUGGAUAUAUUUUAUGUAGUAAGUUAGGGAAGUUCUAAACUAGGGAGCAUACAUGUGUUAUGAAAAAUAAAAUCAUAAGCAUGGAAAUACUCCAGUUUGAUUUAAUAUGAAAAUCUGCAAGGUAUAAUUUUCAGGGCUAAUGAAUUUUUAUGGUUUUUACUAAAAUAAAAGGCUAAUGGAUGCCAUAAUUGAUAUUUACAUGGUUAUCAGCAAUUUUAAUGUCUGAGUAAUGCUUGUUAAUCUGUAUCAAUUAAUCUCAAUUUUUAUCUGAGGUUAUUCCAAGCUCUUCAGUUUUUAAGUUUCUUAUAUUAACAUCAAUUUUUGUACAGAGAUUCAUCUUCUACCUGCUAAUCUUGCAUAUGUCUUAUUUGCAAUGCUGAUGAAAACAGAAAGAGACAGUUUGAUAUAUUAAAAAGAGUAUGUUUAUCCUUUGAAAAUCAUCAGAAUAGUUUAUCAUUUUUACUGAAUUUUGAAAUUUUGGCCUUCAGCUCUAGCAAUAUAACUACUUGUUAAGUAUUCAAUUAUUUUUAAAUAUAUCCUGAGGGACCUGACAAAUGUUAGGAAUUUCAUAUCAUAAUGCAUAAUUGUUACUAGCUUAAAAAGAAUCAUUUACGCUCAAAAUAUGGUAUGUUGUCAUUUGUUCAUUAAAUACACAUGCAUUGCUUUGUUUAUUUGAAACUUUCCUUAAUCUUGUUGAUAAUUGGGUUCUCCUCUGAAAAUUGUUAACCCUGUUUUCUUUUUAUUUUAACCUCUGCCGAUGAGUUCAACAAUCCCCUAUAGAACUGUCUUUCAGCUUAACCCAUUAAAAUGACAGCAGUCAGUAUCUAUAUACUUAUGGAAAUCACAAAAACAAACAGUGAUG